Porites evermanni is the source of this 671-nucleotide messenger RNA. The record is from the annotation of a GenBank genome assembly. NCBI's taxonomy places the organism in Eukaryota, Metazoa, Cnidaria, Anthozoa, Scleractinia, Poritidae.
GUUACCAUUGUCCUAGAGGCUGGAUGCAGUUUAAAAGCUACUGUUACUUUGUGAACAGCUCCAUCAAGACUUGGCACCAGGCCCAGGUGUACUGCAAAGGACUGGGAGGAGAACUGGUGAAGAUAAACAGCGACGAAGAAAACGAGUUUGUGUUGAAGCUGGUUCACAAACGUGCACCAUCAGUGUCGAUGAUUUGGAUCGGACUUAAGUGGAACACGCGCGUGCGAGGCUUCAUCUGGUCCGAUCUCUCCAUUCCUAAAUACAGGAACUGGGCUCCUGGGGAGCCGAAUGGAAAUGCACGGGAACCGUGUGGAAACAUGUGGACUGGGAACACUACAGUUCUGCCUACACAUGCUCCUGGUUAUUGGAAUGACCGUAUUUGCCAACUGAUGCCCCGUUUUCCCUGUGGCCUCGUGUGCAAAAGCCUUGCCGAACCAGACGAGGCAAGCUCACCUCUGACACUAGCAAACGAUGAUGCAAUAUAAGAAUGUGAUUCUGAGUUCGUUACUGCAAUUUUCGAAUAUGCUUCACUUUCAAGAGAAAUAGAAUAAGACGUUUGGAUUUCUUUUCAUUUCUUCUAUUGUUUUCACUAUUUGAUGCUGAUAUUUUGUGUAAACAAUCUUUUGUUUUUUUCUUUGUGGUAUAUUUCAUAGAUUUACUUUUAAUCAGCU